AAAUCAGCAACAUGGAAGCGACAACGCGAUGAUCCAGUCGGUUUUGUGGAUUUUGUCGACUGAGUAACCUCACAGAUCAUCGGCUGAAUCCAAAAGGUGCCCCUGACCAUCAAUCGUCUUGCGUCAAUCCAAGCCAUGGCUGAGGGCGGAAUUCCAUCCUGUUUUAACUGUGUAAUAUGUGGUCAGGAUGGGCUGAGUGAGCAGGAGAUGAGGACACAUGUACUGUUGGAACACGUGGAGGCGUCUGUGUGCUGCCCCUUCUGUGACAUCCAUGGGGGUUCUGUGGAAGAAAUUGAAGACCAUAUGUACAUGGAACAUCUUGAACUCCUGAGUCCGAACAAGAGACAAAGCAGCGACGGCGAGGCCGAUAACCCUCGAUCAGAUUCUUCUAGUUCACGUGAUAAGUCUAGUUUUAAAAAGGGGAAAAAGGCCCCGUAUGUAAAUUUGGAAUAUUUUAAUAAGAGUUUAGUAGACAUAACUAAAGACGGGGGUAAAUUAUUUUCAGGUAGUAAAGGGCAGGUGAUGCCCGUUGUCCAUAGGAGAUCUGACUGUGAAUGGGAUUCGGGUCAGAAUGUAGUGGCACACGACCUGUCUGAUACAGUGAUGGCGGAGUCGUCAGUCCUUGAAAGGACAGAAUUUAUUAAUGCAGAGACGGGGGAGAAGAUGUACAAACUUCCUGUUGUUCAUGUGAUGUCCAACCCAGACAGUCAACUUCCCCAAAACAAGAUGUCUUCCCUAGCCAGUAAAAGGGCACGGCUUUCUCUAGACGUUUCCCCCUGCAGCAAAAACUCGCCCCCCAAACCCACUGGUGAUACAUCAAGCUCUACCAGUUCAGGAUCUGAUUUCCACUGCCCACUAUGCAAAUUCACCACAUCGUCAGAAGCUGAAAUUCAGCGGCAUGUCAAUGUGUCUCACUUGGACGUAUUAAGUCCUGCCAAACCCAGUGGCAGUGGCAGUAUGGAGGGUCCUGGGUUCAGUCAGAUGGAGAAUGGAGCGAGUGCCGACAGUGACCAGUUCAUGGAGAUCGUCCCAGAAGGUGAACCUAUCCCUAGUACAAGUCAUCUGGACUUUGAGUGCCCCAUAUGUAACAUGCACUUGGAUUCAAGUUUGUCUCUCGAACUCCACGUCAACUCGAAACAUUCAGAUGUUCUUAGUCCUGAUGUCCCUGCUAGUGAAUCAGACUCAGUCCUUGCUGAAGCUACGACGAGUUGUGCCAUGGAUGAUGAUACACUGUGCCCUGUCUGUAAUGUUCAUAUACCGGACCCUGUCACCAUGACAGCGCAUGUGGAAGGUCAUUUUUCUUCUGAACAGAUUCCUGGGUCGUCAGAAGAUAGAGAUGUUGCUUGUCAGAUACAGGCCAAGGAAUUAGCCAAUCAGCUGACAGGAGAUGCAGCCAUGGCAGCUGACUUAGUAAACAGGGAGCUGAUGGAUGAAAUACUAGCAAAAGAUAUAGCUGAAAAAGAGCAGUCUGAACAGUUGGAUGAGCAGAAACAGUUUGAAAAGCUUCAGGCCCAGUUUGGAAUGGACAACAAAAACAACUACAAGAAACAGUACGAGCUGAACCUGGAGAGAGCUGUGUGUAAAGGGCAGAUAAGCAUGAACGAGUUCUACAGCCACAAGACUUCACUUGUACACAGCGGUGUAAAUGGCAUUGAUGAUGGUCACUCCUGUACAAAAGGUGUGAUAGAUCAGCUGCAUCAGUUUUAUGAGAAGUUACCCGCUAACGUGUCCGGGGUGUGGCUGUGCAGUGAGGCAGACCAUUAUGCUGCCUCCCAUGGGGAUAAGGGGUGGGGCUGUGGAUACAGAAACCUACAGAUGUUGCUCUCCUCUUUAGCCACUGACGACACAUACCAGAAGAUUCUCUUUAAUGGUCGCCCUUUGAUUCCCUCCAUACCCAAGAUACAGAGGUUGAUAGAGACUGCCUGGCAGAAGGGGUUUGAUGUCCAGGGGGCUGAGCAGCUGGGUGGUAAACUAGUGAACACGUCCAAGUGGAUAGGUGCCACAGAAAUAACAGCCACUCUACUCUCCCUCAGGGUCAGAUGUGAGUUGCUGGAUUUCCACACCCCAACAGGCCCUGCUGGCACCCACCCACAGAUGUUGACCUGGGUCAGAGACUACUUUAUGAGAUCUGCACCACAUAAGCCCCCUCUGUAUCUACAGCAUCAGGGUCAUAGCAGAACUAUUGUGGGUAUAGAAGAGCUGAAGGAUGGUUGCCUGCGGCCAUUAUUAUUUGACCCCAGCUGCAGCAAGCGGCAGAUGGAACAGCUCAAAGGGGAAGUAACUGCGAACCAUUUACGAAUGCUGCGACGGACAAUCCAGGGUCUCAAAGCCAAACAGUAUCAGAUUGUAGCAGUUAUGGGUAUAUUGGAAGAGGAUCAUUAUGAAAACAGUAAAGUCAUCCGAUCACAACGAAUUCCAUAAAUGUGUAUUGGGUCUUACUGAAUUUUUAGUGCUAUUUAUCAGUGUGUCUUUUCAUGCCUGUACAUGAACCAAAUUUAUACUGUGAAGAAUUCCACCCAAGCAACAUAAGCAAGAAUCAUUUUGAACUAGUUGGAAAGUUGUGGGUCUUGCUAAAAACAGGCUUUCGACGGCUGUUCUCAAAUAUCAUAAAGAAGGUAGAAAUCAUGAUAGAUGCUGUAAUAAUUACUGGAAGGGUACAUGGAGUUUUCCAAAAAAAAAAAAGCCAAAAUCUCAUCCUACACAUUAUGAAAAUUGCCUUUGAUGGAUUACAAGCUUAUAUUUGCAUGUUUAUGAUAUCCAUUUUAUAUUAGAGACACUCAUGCAUAUCAAACUCAAGACAUUCUUUUACACUUUUUAACAUGUACAGUCUCAGUUUUUUGCUUGCCCAAAAUUCCUCAUGAAGUUUUUUCUCACAGUAAGUCUUCUAAGAUAUCUUUUUACUGUUGUAUUGACAUGCGACAAAAGAAACAAGCAUCCUCUUAAAAGUGUUUUUAGUCAUUGAUUU
Liolophura sinensis is the source of this 2965-nucleotide messenger RNA. Its product is annotated as zinc finger-containing ubiquitin peptidase 1-like. Lineage: Eukaryota; Metazoa; Mollusca; Polyplacophora; Chitonida; Chitonidae. Gene Ontology annotation, cellular component: nucleus. The record is from RefSeq and is a predicted model, not a curated record. The coding region runs from base 136 to 2421 and encodes 761 amino acids. Gene Ontology annotation, biological process: regulation of gene expression. The transcript has 9 exons.